Molecule: messenger RNA, 1846 nt
Organism: Drosophila melanogaster (fruit fly)
Lineage: Eukaryota; Metazoa; Arthropoda; Insecta; Diptera; Drosophilidae
Gene: Snap24
Product: Synaptosomal-associated protein 24kDa
Exons: 1
Coding region: 302-940 (212 amino acids)
Biological process (GO): exocytosis
Cellular component (GO): presynapse; SNARE complex
Molecular function (GO): SNAP receptor activity
Source: RefSeq, marked reviewed
CAGCUCUAGUAUACAAAUUGGCGAAUUGUUGUGUGGUGUGAAAAUUCAUACUUUCGCAAAUAAAUUAUUAAACCUUGGCAAUAAGUUCCUACGUACGGAGCACAAACGAGCUCAUCCCCGCCCCAAUUACAUAUCCACCGAGUUCACACACCGAACCAGCACCAAGGGUAGUUUUUCAUCUCGCGCGAGUGAGUCACUGGCCAGAUUUCCCCACCCAAAAAAAAAACAAGACAGCCGUCUUGCCUCUCAACCACUUGCCAAGCUCAAGUUCAAGUGAUCUCACCAGAUAGAUAGUUCCGAAAUGGCCGCCGUGGAGAAUGCCGAGCCGCGCACUGAGCUCCAGGAGCUGCAGUUCAAGUCCGGACAGGUGGCCGAUGAAUCCCUGGAGAGCACGCGUCGGAUGCUCGCCCUCAUGGACGAAAGCAAGGAGGCUGGAAUCCGCACGCUGGUGGCCCUGGAUGACCAGGGCGAGCAGUUGGACCGCAUUGAGGAGGGCAUGGACCGGAUCAACGCGGACAUGAGGGAGGCGGAGAAGAACUUGAGUGGCAUGGAAAAGUGCUGUGGCAUCUGUGUGCUGCCGUGGAAGAAGGUGAACAUCAAGGACGACGGUGAGAGCGCCUGGAAGGCCAAUGACGAUGGCAAAAUCGUGGCCAGCCAGCCGCAAAGGGUCAUUGAUGAGCGGGAACGCGGCGGCAUGGGUGCACCACCGCAGUCCGGCUAUGUGGCCAGGAUCACGAACGAUGCGCGUGAGGAUGAGAUGGACGAGAAUCUCGGGCAGGUGAACUCGAUGCUGGGCAACCUGCGCAACAUGGCCCUGGACAUGGGCUCCGAGCUGGAGAACCAAAACAAACAGGUUGAUCGCAUCAAUGCCAAGGGCGAUGCCAACAACAUUCGCAUGGACGGCGUGAACAAGCGCGCCAACAAUCUGCUCAAGAGUUAAAUAUGCACAACGGCCACGUCCCGAAACCAUAGCGAACAUGUUAGUCAGACACCACCUCCAUUUCAAUGUUGUUAGGGAAAGAAACCAAUGUUGUGGGCACAAACCGUAGCUGGUGGUAUUGCGUUAUUGAUACCAUAUAUUAUACACAUAUACAAGUAGUGGCAACUACUCCUGGCAAACGCAAGCGUAACAAACCCAUCUACUUACAAGAACUUUAAGCCGCCGAGCCGGAUGAACUAACUACUACUUUCUAAAACUAUAUAUAUAUAUAUAUAUAUAUAUAUAUAUAUAUAUAUAUAUAUAUAUAUAUAUAUAUAUAUAUACAUAUAUGCGAACCAACAUACUAACUACUUACUAUUACUACACUCGUGUACAAAUGGCAACCAGAUGGCGCCGGAAACAAUUUUAUUAUGAGAUUUACCGUAUAUGAUGUACUCUGUUUUUGGUACAAACUUUUUGAGCAUUUUACCGAUCUUUGUGAAAUCAAACCAAGCAACUGCUGAGAUGGAUAAAUGUGAAUUAAUGUAUUUACAAUUCGUAGAACCACCGCAUCCCGCACGGGCACCGAAAAACCAAACAAAGACGGGCGGAAAUUAUGUAUAACGUAGCCAAUUUUAUGUUCUCCAUUGUUAACCCUUUUUAAGUAGGCCAUGUAUUUGGGCAUUUCGCAAGCCCAGCACAGCAGUCCAAGCACCAAUUCUAUUGAAUUACACUAGAUUUGCACUCGAACCUCUUGCUUCGUACAUAUGAAUAAUUUAUCCCCAGUGAAUGUAACCCCGAUCGAGUUACGUAGCUCUAGCUUAAGUACUUGAAAUUGUUGGUUGCAAUUAUCGCAAAUAUUUAAGAAACUACCUGUUUGUGCGCAAGAUAUUUCUCGUUAAUUAUUAAAUGUACUAUGGAACGAGU